AUGUCUCAAUCAUGUUCUAUAAUCAAUUGCACCCGAACAUCACGUGGAUUGUGCGAUUGCUGUCAACAAUACCUUUGCUUACAACAUUUAACGGAACAUAAUGAUUUACUCAUUUCUCAACUGAACCCUUUAACCGAUGAAAUUAAUACGCUUGCUGAUCGGCUUAGCAGACUAAACGUUCAAAAAAUAAUUGCGGAUAGUCGUCAAAAACUUGAACAAUGGCGUGAAGAUUGUUAUAAGAAGAUUGAUUGUUUAUUUGAACAAAAAUGUCAAGAACUUAAUCAACUUAUUAAUGAAAAAAUUGGCCAACAACGAGAAGAACUCAAUCGAAUACAUUUGAAGAUAACUGAAUUGAUCAAUGCCCAAGAAACAACUCGUCAAGAUAUAGAUUUAUUGACGUCAACUAUUCAUCAAUUCUCAACAAAUAUGAACAAUAUUGAACAAACAUGUUUUACAAUUAAUAUUCGUUCAUUACUAAUAGAUGACACGCUUGUUUGUAUUAAGGAAACGACUGAAAAAGAGCUUGAUCUAUCAAUUCUUUCACCUGUAUAA
Molecule: messenger RNA, 552 nt
Organism: Rotaria sordida
Lineage: Eukaryota; Metazoa; Rotifera; Eurotatoria; Philodinida; Philodinidae
Source: the annotation of a GenBank genome assembly